Messenger RNA from Linum trigynum, 447 nucleotides. NCBI's taxonomy places the organism in Eukaryota, Viridiplantae, Streptophyta, Magnoliopsida, Malpighiales, Linaceae. The record is from the annotation of a GenBank genome assembly.
AUGUUUGAGGGGCUUCACAACAUAUGCAUAGAGUGUGGAAAGUAUGAGCAUUCGACCAAAGCAUGCCCGCUCCUCCAGAAAGAGGGCCCCACUCCACCACCUCAAGAGACUGCACCAAUCGAACCUCAAGAGAAAAAGGCAAUGUAUGGUGAGUGGAUGAUGGUAAAAUCGAGGAAUGAGAAGAAGCAGGGAUCCAGGACUAAGGGAACACAAGCGGCCCAUGAAGUUGAUGAGAACAAUUCAAGAGGAAAUGGAUCUCGUUUUUUGGUGCUAGAGCAGGAGGAAUCCCCAGUCGUCAUGGAGACUGAGACAUUAACUCUGGAGGAAGCUCUGGAGGAUCAAAAUACGACUAUCCGGGCACCCACUAAGUCAAACAAGGUGCCAGAGACCCUCCAUAUGAGUAACGCUGGCAACCGUGACAGCUUAGCUUCCCGUGCGGCGACGUAG